GCAUUUCCUAACCGCCGUCAGUCUGACUGGAAUAGUGCACAGACUUAUGUUUCUAUUUGUGACACGGACUCAUUUAUAGAUAAACAGAGCGGAAGAGCGUGAUUCGGUGAAACGGCGCGCUCCGGUUCGGUUGAGAGACGGUAGACUGCAGGUUUGGAGCAGCGCGUAAAUCCGGUAACGUAGUGCAGAUUUCAGUGCAGGAAUCACUACAGUCUGUCAGACCGGUUCUUCGUCUUUGACCUCAGACAUAAAGCAGCUUUAAACAGCUGAAUAACAUGACAAAAAGUCGUUUAAUGUAACAUUUAAAAGUGGUAAUUGCUUCUAAGCUACUUUUUUGUUGUGGUAUGGCUUCAUACCGUCAGAUAACGUAUACGACUCCACGCUGGUCAUUCCUGCUCACCUGACCAGCAAUAAACAGCUGAACAACACGACAAUGGUGUAAUUGAGCUGAUAAGCUAUAGUGUCAGGUUGAGUGUCAGGUAGGUUUUGUUUUGACAUGACGUCAUGGCCCUUGUUGGAUGACGUCACAGAGCUCAGUUCCGGUCAGGACCGCCGCUGGCUCCACAAGGAAGGAGUUAUGAGCAGUCUUGCUAAGAAGACACGGUUUAUUAACAAUCCUGGCAAUAAACUGUCUUUUGGCAAUAGAGACUGGAACGAUGCCUUCAUCAGCCUCUACGACGAGUCCAUCAGGAGAGGGAUGUACGCAGUGCGGUCAGACACGGACAGACACUCUUCACUACGAGACGGAAUGACGCCGAGACUCAGGAACCAUGACAAUCCUGCCUCAGACGUCCUUCCUAGGGGCCAGCCUGACCCAGACGCAACUCCUGUCACCAGCUACCUCCAUACCAACAAUGCAGAAGACUGCACAAACCCUGCCUCAGACUACUUCCACCACGGUAAAGAUCAUCUGCUCCACAUUCGGAAAGCGACCCGGUCCAGCGCUUCCAGACACCGAUUCGAGGUGAUCACCGAGCUGGGACCCGAGGAGGUCAGGUGGUUUUACAAAGAGGACAAAAAGACAUGGAAGCCCUUCAUGGGACACGACUCUCUCAGGAUAGAAAUCAUGUAUCGCAGAUUCUGCGAGUUAAACCCGGAAAGGGCUUUGAGCCGUAGUGGAGAGGAGAUUCUUAAAGACGAUGGGCUUGACGGAGGGGAGCCGGCGCUGGAUACCAGCAAGGAGAGCGUUGACAUCACUAUAGAGGCCGUGUGUGUCAGAGGAGGACUCUAUGAAGUGGAUGUGAGGAAUAAAGAGUGCUAUCCGGUGUACUGGAAUCAACAGGAUCGUAUCCCUGUCAUGAGAGGCCAGUGGUUCAUUGACGGCACAUGGAUGCCUGUAGAGGAGGAUGAGAGCGACCUCAUAGAGAAAGAACACCUGGUGUGCUUCCGAGGACAACAGAUACAGGACGCUUUCGAGACUGACACACUGGCCAAGACUGUGGACAGAAAAGAUGUUCUUUCCCAUUUUCCCCCAUUCUACCUCCCCUUUCUAUUCAAAUGGAGCGGAUAUCAGACGAGUGCUAAAAGUCACAAGCGAAAGCGAUGUCAAGCCAUUCACAGUGUGCAGUUGAGCCGCAGUCAUGUGGACUGGUACAGUGUGGAUGAGGUGUAUCUGUAUAGUGACGCCACCACGUCUAAGAUCGCCCGCACUGUCACACAGAAGCUGGGCUUCUCUAAAGCCUCCAGCAGUGGCACCAGACUGCACCGUGGCUUCGUGGAAGAGGCCUCGCUGGACGAUAAACCCCCUCAGACCACACACAUUGUGUUUGUGGUCCAUGGCAUUGGACAGAAGAUGGACAAGGAUCGUAUCAUCAAAAACACUGGCAUGCUGCGGGAAGCUGUGAGGAAGAUGGAGGAGAAGCACUUCGCUGAGCAAACAGAGGAACAUGUGGAGUUUCUGCCGGUCGAGUGGCGCUCUAAACUGGCUUUGGACGGCGACACAGUGGAGUCAAUCACACCAGAUAAAGUGAGAGGCCUGAGAGAUUUACUCAACAGCAGCGCCAUGGACAUCAUGUACUACACCAGCCCUCUCUACAGAGACGAGAUCACUAAAGGUUUGACGCAGGAGCUCAACCGCCUCUAUUCUCUCUUCUGCUCACGAAACCCUGAGUUUGAGAGCAGAGGUGGCAAAGUGUCCAUCAUCUCCCACUCGCUGGGCUGCGUGAUCACCUUUGAUAUCAUGACAGGCUGGGAUCCUGUGCGCUUCUGUCUGCAAGAACAUCGGGAUCAGCUAGAGGGCGAAGAUUUGCACUGGACCACUCAUGAAGAGCGCCACCUGCUGGAGGAAGUGCAACUAACCAGACAAAGGUUACGAGAACUGCAAGAUCAACUUCAGGACCUGAAGGCAUCAAAACCUACACCCUUCCCUACAUUAAAGUUUAAGGUGGAGAACUUCUUCUGCAUGGGUUCUCCUCUGGCUGUGUUUCUGGCUUUGAGAGGCAUUCGGCCAGGAAACACCGGUGACCAGGACCACAUCAUGCCCAAAUCCAUCUGCCGGCGCCUCUUCAACAUCUUCCACCCAACAGAUCCUGUGGCCUAUCGACUGGAGCCUCUUGUUUUAAAGCACUAUAGCAAUAUCGCACCUGUCCAAAUACACUGGUGUAACACCAUCAACCCCACCCCGUAUGAUGAGAUCAGACCCACCUAUCUAAGCGUGAGCAAGAACGCAGCGACCGACACGGAGAACGGCCCCAUUCCCAGCAGCUCACCUGUGCUGGUCAGGAGACACUACGGAGAGUCCAUCACCAGCCUGGGCAAGGCCAGCAUACUGGGUGCUGCGAGUUUCGGCAAGGGCAUCGGUGGGAUUUUAUUCUCUCGAUUCUCUCGCUCACCCAGCCUGCCGUCGGCUGUGGAUUCUGGGAUUGGUGACAGUGAGGACAGCCAAAGCACUUUUGCAUUUUCAGCCAUAUCUCCAUCCUCUUUAUUUGAUGCAGCAGUUGAGAUGGAGCAUCGCAUUGACUAUGAGCUUCGGGAGGGUUUGGUGGAGAGCCGCUAUUGGUCAGCUGUGACCUCACACACGGCCUACUGGACGUCCCAUGACGUCGCCCUGUUCCUCCUGACCUUCAUAUACAAGCAACAGAGCACAAACCAGACAGAAAACACCAGUCCCAUGUAGCACAGACGGCACUUUCCACAAGAAAGACUGAUCCCAUCCUGUCCGCUUUGGGUCUCUAGGAUGCUUCAAAGAACACUCUGUGCCUCUAAGUUUCCUAAGCCUUCCCAAACGGACAGAGGCUAGACUAUGCAAAACCUGCAGCUCCCAACCUCAUUAUUGAGAAUACCUAUUAUUUUUUCUAUGAUAAGUCCAAAGAGUGCACCUGAUCCAUACGAGGUAUAUGCAGCAGACAUGCACAGUUUUGGACCAUGCAGGUCUAGGGGUCAAAUCGAGUUCUUUAUUUAGUCAGCAGCACAUAACUGUGGAAGCCCGUUUCUGCCAUGAAAUAAAAAAACAAGGGAAUUGCGACAUUUUAUCUCAGAAUUCUGGCUUUUUUUUCCUCACAAUUGCGAGUUUACUGUAUACAGUAUAUCACGAAUGCAAGUUUACAUCUCACAAUUCCGAUUUAAUUUAAUUUAAUUGCAAGAUAAAAAGUCUGAAUUGUGAGAUGUAAAAUCAGAAUUGCAAUAAAGUCACAAAAUGUCACAAUUACCUUUUUUUUUUUUAUAUAUAUAUAUCCUGUGGUGGAAACAAGCUUUCAUGCACUAUAAACCCCUAAUAACGGCUGGCACUUAUUUAACUGUGUACAUUAGAUAUUUUUUAGAUAUUUUUGUUUUGACUUUAGGAAACAAUGUCUAUUUAAUGUAAUAAGAAGCACAGUUAAAAAAUUGUAUUUUUAUGCAGAAGGUUUCUUUAUUAUACCCACACAACUACAUUGUGAUGUGGUUUGACCUUAUGUAUUUAUUUAUGUCACUGAUGCAGCGCACAUGAUUAUGAAUGGAUGGGCAGAUAAUUCAGUGUGCUGAUGUCACAGUUUCUAGCCAAAUCUUUCCCAGAGUUUGUGAGCAGGAUGUGUUGAUUGUGGAGAAUCUUAUGAAACCUGCCCAGAACAUGUCAAAGUCACAUUUCACCCCUCAAAAUUUAUUUAUUUAUUAUUAUUAUUUUUUACAUAGUUUUCAUGCUUGCAGAUUCUUUAAUCCAUCCAGACACAUUUUAUAAUGAGAAUAUGGGGUGGAGUGUUUAAUUUUCACAAAAAUAAUCUCACAAUGCAAUAAACAAACAAAUCAAAUUAGUUGUUCUUUAAGCAACUUAUAAUUUUUUUUCUUUUAUUUUAGGCUGAAACCUAGACAUGUUCUUGACAGGUUUUCACAAGAUUCCCCCUUCACUUCACUGCAGUUUUAGCAUUUAUGUGCCACGAAUAACAACACUAUUAAACGCAGAAGCUAGCUGAUGGAAAACAUGAUAUGUAGGCUAGAUUACAGAUUGUGUGUGUGCGUGUGCGUGCGUGUGUUUAGGUUCAGAUGUGACGGGGCUCAAGACUGUUCUGUCAUGUAGUUUGACGUUCCUAUUCCUUCAGUCACUAUUUGUUGACACUUGACAGAAGAUUUAUGUGUCUUACUGUAGGUCACGUUUAUUGAAAUGUGUCGAUGAUACUGAUACAUCAUCUGUACUUAUUUUAUUUUAUUAGCCAUUAGAAUAGACCUGUUUCAUUUAUUUAAUUUUUUGUCUUGUGUAUCCCACAGGGUCAUUAGUAAAGUUUAUCAACACUAAUGUUUUCCUAUUAACUCGUGUUACACUGGAUCUCAGUUAGCUCUACUGUUAAUCUCAUUAAACUGCCUAUAACUAUGAUUCUUUUUUAACGAGUCACCUCCGUGUUCUUGUUACAAGUUUGCAUGGUGCUGGAGGCGAUCGGAGAGAACCUUCCUCAGAAAAAGACUUUUAUUUUUAAAUAAAAUACGGGACGCUCAAACAAAGGUAAAGCCAUUUGCAGUCUUGUGUGGGGCACAAACAUCACCAGAUAAAUAGGUUUUAAUGAGAAUCAGACAUUUGAUGGCAACACAAAUCAAUAACAUUUACCCAUAUACAGGUUCUGUGUUUCUGCUUUAUAGGUUUAUCAACAAACAAAGCAAAGUCUUGCCAAGUUUUCUGUCAAAUGGGUUGCAUGUUAUGGAAAUCUGACCAAUAUUGUGUUUUCCUUAAUGCUGGAUUAGUUUCAGCUUUUGUCUUCUCCAGAUGUUAACUGAUGGACUGGAGUGCUGUGGAUUAUUGUGAUGUUUUUAUCAGCUGUUUGGACUCUCGUUCUGACGGCACCCAUUCACUGCAGAGCAUCUACAAUGCAAUGCUACAUUUCUACAGAUCUGAUGAAGAAACAAACACAUCCUAAUCUUGGAUGGCCUGAGGGUGAAGACAUUUUCAGCAAAUUUUCAUUUUUGGGUGAACUGUUCCUUUAAGGGUUUGUAAAUCAGAUAAAUCAAUAUAUUUAAACCUAUAGUGCAAACACAGUUUGUCAGUUUUGGGUACAAAGUCUAUGCAUU
Messenger RNA from Onychostoma macrolepis, 5469 nucleotides. RefSeq names its product DDHD domain containing 1a (gene ddhd1a). The record is from RefSeq and is a predicted model, not a curated record. Gene Ontology annotation, molecular function: glycerophospholipase activity; metal ion binding. The transcript is spliced from 14 exons. Gene Ontology annotation, cellular component: cytoplasm. Lineage: Eukaryota; Metazoa; Chordata; Actinopteri; Cypriniformes; Cyprinidae. Bases 497 to 3115 code for a protein of 872 amino acids.